Molecule: messenger RNA, 2343 nt
Organism: Verticillium nonalfalfae
Lineage: Eukaryota; Fungi; Ascomycota; Sordariomycetes; Glomerellales; Plectosphaerellaceae
Gene: COG3
Product: Golgi transport complex subunit 3
Exons: 5
Coding region: 1-2343 (780 amino acids)
Biological process (GO): cytoplasm to vacuole targeting by the Cvt pathway; intra-Golgi vesicle-mediated transport; autophagy
Cellular component (GO): COG complex; cis-Golgi network; membrane
Source: RefSeq, a predicted model, not a curated record
AUGUACGACGACUCUUGGUACAGCUUUGUGCCCGAGGUCGCCAAGACUGCUGCCUCGACCGUCAAGAAUGCCGGCCACCGGCGCAAGGAGUCCCUCCUCCAGCAGCCCAACUCCUCCCAGGGAACGAUACAGCCCUCGGAAGCUCCAGAGCCGCUGAGCCGGCUCCUCGAAGACCCCGAAGACGACGAUGACCCGCCAGAGCCGGUGCUGGCUCGCCGUGCCAAAUCCUACUCCGACUUUUACCACGUCGUUCGCGCCCAGCUCGCCAAGGAUGCGCACAAGAAGAGGGAGGACCGCAAGAGGAGGAAAGACAAGAGCCUCGAGGCACUGAUGAUCGCAGCCAAUGUCGACAACAUCCCCGUUCCGCGACGGCCUGUUCUCGAUCAGUACAAUGACGAGCUGCUGCAGGCCAGCCAGCAUGAGUACCUAAGCCCGGCUAAUCAUUCUGAAAGCAUCUACAAAGACCAGCUGGAUCUGACCGAGCGCCACCUCGAGGCCCUCAUUGUCGACACCAACGCGUCCCUCGACCUCCUGACGACGCUCUCCAAUUCAUUCCAGGCGGUCGAGACCCAGACCACCUCGUUCCAGUCGCAGUGCGAGGACCUCAUCGAUGAGCAGAAGCGUCUCCAAGAGCUCGCAGACGAGGUCGGCACCGAUCUGUACUUCUACACGUACCUGGACAAUGUCACGCGGAGGCUCAACGCGCCUGGCGCCGGUCGCUUGGUCGAGGACGUGGUGUUCGGCGAGGUCCUGGACAAUCUCAACGCAUGCAUCGACUUUAUGACCAAACACCCUACAUAUCGCGACGCCGACUCCUACCUCGCACGAUACGAAUCCCAGCUGACGAAAGCACUCCAUCUGCUCGAGGUCGGUCUCAGCAACCGGCUCAAGAACAUCUCCGACGAAAUCGCCAAACCCAUCGCGGCGUCCAAGUCCGAGGCCACCCGCCAUGCUCUUGCGUACGGCCGCUUUGCCGAAAUGAUCGCCGACACCUAUUCUCUGCUGCCCAACAUCCACAAGGUCAUGCGCAACGUCUUUGAUGAGUACGGGCAGCCAAUCUCCGGCACGGCGCACGACAUUUACGUCAACACGGCGAACAACCUGUUCUCGACAUACCUGGCAGUUCGCAACGACGAUUUGAAGCCAAUGACGGACAAAGACGUGGCCGAAUUCGCGAGGGAGCGAAAGGACCUCUCGGUGGAGACGGGAUGCCGAAACUACCUUAAGCAGACGUUUGAGAGGGCGUACAACGAGAACAGCCUCGUACACCGAAUCUUUGGCUUGGACCUGCAGUGGAGCUCUGAUCCCGCGUCCGCGUACCAGGCUCUCAAGUCCGCCUCGAAGGGUGCCGUGAACCCGGCCAACAUAGCGAUCCUCUCCGCCCACCUAUGCGCCGCGCUCAAGACGGAAGAGCUGCGCACGGUGUGCAACAUUGUGGCCUGGCUGAUGAACGAGUAUCUCGUCCUGGACUACGACGAGGAGGAGUCGCCGUUCUCCCAACAGUGCAGGGAGCUGAGCGCCAGGGUCCUGACGGAACAUCUCUGGGUCUUCACCGACGACAUGUUCAAUGCCGAGACGACCAAGACCAUCACAAAGAUGGCGCUCGACGACGAGGGACUGAAGAUCAAGCCCGUCGUGGACGGCGUGUCGGCGUCCAACGCCUACGCCCCCGUCACCAAAGCCAUGGGGCUUCUGGCCAUGUAUGACCAGACGAUGCCCAAGGAGCGCAGUCAAAAGAACAACCGCGUCGUGUUCAAUAUUGUCCGUGAAUCCGUCAAGGUGCUGCAGCGGGCCGAGGCGCGCAUCAGGUACAUCAAGAACGGGACCGACGCCGACCUCUUCAUGAUCAAGAAUCUCCUCAUCAUCAAGAACGAAUUGCUCUCGCUCGAGAUUGGCGACAUUCGCGGCGACGGCGCCGCGCUCCAGCACUUUGGCCAGAUCUGGAACACGCUCAGCCCGCAGAACUGGGUCAGCUUCUUCGGCAGCAUCAUUGGCGGCGUUGGGUCUGUGGGCUCUUCCUUCUGGUCGUCGGCCAAGGCGGCGCCGCCCGCGGUCACGGCUGGGUCGCUGACGGUGGAGGACAUGAACGAGCAGCUCGACGAGCUUCUGAGGCAGUCGAUCGUGGCAUUCACGCAACGGUGGGGUGGCCUCACCAUGGACGCCAAGGCGAGGAAGGCUGGCGUCAAGCCCAUUGGCAAGGUCGAGAAGGAGCUCGAGGAGGUUCUGCAGACGGCGUUCAGCAACCAGCCAGAGGUCAUUGGGAAGCUCAAGGAGGCCAUCGCGAUGCAUGCCGAGGCCCAGGAGCAGGCGGCGGGCGAGAAGAAGGGGGUCCGGCGGUAUUGA